AAUCUGAGACUAGGAAAGAACAAAGUGAAGGCUUUUAUACAACGCCACCACCACUCCAUUGGAACAGGUCGAAUAUCUGGCCAUGAUGAAGCUGGUGAUUUGGUGGGAAUUUAAGCGGGUAUACUGCUGUUGGUGAUCAUCUCUUCUGAGAAAGAAAAUGAGUAGCUCGGACAAUAGAUUCAAUUCCAGAAACUGGAGUCCUGGGAGCAGCCGUAUGUCUAACAAUAACAGGAUGUUCCAAGCAUCACUUAACGGGCCAGCGCUGUUCUCUAAACAUUCUCUUCAACAUGGAGCGGUAUUUCAGUUUCCAAGUGGAUCCUCAUCUCAUAGGCGAGUGAUCUUGGUACCAGGAGAGAUGGCACAUACACUAAAUCCUAGGCUAAGACAGUUCAUUCAAGACUUCCCUCCCACGAUGGGGGCGGUAAACCAGUGGCCCAUGGAGCUCCCUCCACAGCAACUAGAGUCCAGUAUAACUCAAGAAGAACAACACCGAGAUCGAAAUAAGUUAAAGAAGAUAAUCUACAAUCCUCCUACUAAAAGAAAAUGGUGUUUAUACUACAGAGACACUGGUGGUGGUAUUUUCAGUUCCAAGGAGCAGGAUGAUGACGGUAUUAAAGGAUGUGUGAUCUGUAUAGAAAACUUUGUUCCAAAUACGGAGGUGUUGGUCACUCCUUGCAAUCAUAUGUUCCAUGAAGAGUGCAUCAUUCCUUGGGUUAAGAGUCAUGGUCAGUGCCCAAUAUGCAGAUCUGCACUCAGCAAGCCGGACAGGGAUAAUAAUUUGCCCAUGAAUAACAAUACAAAUUCCUAUAGACAGAGCAGUAGCGAUGUUACUCCAGAUGAUACAAGUGCAGAUGAUCUUAUCUCACUUUUAAGAAACGUGGAAUUUCAAAGGAUGGCUUUUACUCAUUACUAAUGUAAUCGUCCAGCAGAGGAAGUUCUUUACUGCCAAGAAUAUAUCGCGACUUUACUACGACUGGUACCAAGUUAUGGAUCUUGUGAUAUUGCUACUUUUUUUUUUGAUGCAAAGUGAUAUUGCUACUUGUGUUGUUCAACUUUAUACUGAACUCUUACUCUUCAUGAGGCAUCUAUAUAUCAAUAAUUUGGAGUGU
Molecule: messenger RNA, 1109 nt
Organism: Papaver somniferum (opium poppy)
Lineage: Eukaryota; Viridiplantae; Streptophyta; Magnoliopsida; Ranunculales; Papaveraceae
Product: RING-H2 finger protein ATL3-like
Exons: 2
Coding region: 158-913 (251 amino acids)
Biological process (GO): ubiquitin-dependent protein catabolic process
Molecular function (GO): ubiquitin protein ligase activity
Source: RefSeq, a predicted model, not a curated record